Bubalus bubalis (water buffalo) is the source of this 5433-nucleotide messenger RNA. RefSeq names its product TEK receptor tyrosine kinase (gene TEK). NCBI's taxonomy places the organism in Eukaryota, Metazoa, Chordata, Mammalia, Artiodactyla, Bovidae. Gene Ontology annotation, cellular component: plasma membrane; signaling receptor complex. The record is from RefSeq and is a predicted model, not a curated record. Gene Ontology annotation, molecular function: transmembrane receptor protein tyrosine kinase activity; protein binding; ATP binding. The transcript is spliced from 23 exons. The coding region runs from base 1128 to 4505 and encodes 1125 amino acids. Gene Ontology annotation, biological process: multicellular organism development; positive regulation of kinase activity; angiogenesis.
AAUUAGUAUUUUUGUGAUAUUGUCAUCUGCAUAAAUUCAGGGUCUCUGAUCUUGUUGUAGAUUUGGUUACCCCAGUGGUUAUUUUCUUUUUGGUCUAUGUACUCCCUCUGCUCUUAUAAAUAAUAUUUUUAUCCCCACCUAAAUCUUAAACUGUUUAUCCCCACCUAAAACUUACACUAUUUGGUUUUUACACAGGUUAUUUUAAAAAUCUUGUGUAUAAUUUGUUUCUGAAAGUAAGUUGGCCAGUAACCAUGAAAUCCCUCCUAGUUAUUACUGAAAUCCUUCUCUGCCAGUUCUUUAAGAAAUUAGAUCAUCUCCAGAUGAGUUGUUAAUAAAAAAAUAAAUGCGGUAGCCAAUAGCAUAGAUAUCUUCGGGCUCUUGGCCAAAAAAGAAGCCAUCUGUGUAAAAGAAAACAGGCUAACAAUUUUGGACUCUGGUCUCUGUGGCCACAUUGAGCGUUGACCUCACUGUUAAUUAACCCAUAUUAAUUGUUUUGGGCGGGGGGUUGUGUUCUCUCAGCACGAAAACGUCUUUUCCCCAUUCAAACCACGUGGGGUUAAAACAAGAAAACAAAAGCCAAAACUGCUCCCCACACCCAAAGCCCCUUCUGUCAGGGCUCCCAAGUAGACCCGUGAGAGCUGUUAGAGGGCUGAGAAGGGCCGGUCAUCAGCACAUACCAUACAUAGGUGGAGGGCUUGUUAUUCUCAGUUUCCCGCCUCAGAGAGGAUACCCCUAUUGUUUCUGAAAGUGCUGACCAGGACCCACACUUCCAACUAAAAUUCCUCUACCCCUGCAGCAGCAGCAGCCAUAGAUAAGUGUUUUGAUGAAUUGCAAGAUGGACAGGGCUUACCAUGCCCCCAGCCCUGCUGAUACCAAACGCCUUUAAGAUACAGCCUUUCCCAUCCUAAUCUACAAAGGAAACAGGAAAAAGGAACUUAAAACUCCCUGUGCUCAGACAGAAAUUAGACUGGGACUGCCCGCUUCUGUGCUGUUCCUUCUUGCCUCUGACUUGUAAACAAGACCUAGGAGGACAGGCGAAUGGAAAGUCACAAACCUCUGGGUGUUUGAAAGGAUCCUUGGGACCUCAUGCAUGUCCGCGGAAACUGGAUGGAGAGAUUUGGGGAAGCAUGGAUUCUUUAGCCGGCUUAGUUCUCUGCGGAGUCAGCUUGCUCCUUUCUGCAACAGUGGACGGUGCCAUGGACCUGAUCCUGAUCAAUUCCCUACCUCUUGUAUCUGAUGCUGAGACAUCCCUCACUUGCAUUGCCUCUGGAUGGCACCCCCAUGAGCCCAUCACCAUCGGAAGGGACUUUGAAGCCUUAAUGAACCAGCACCAGGAUCCACUGGAAGUGACUCAAGACGCGACCAGAGAAUGGGCUAAAAAAGUUGUUUGGAAGAGAGAAAAGGCUAGUAAAAUCAAUGGUGCUUAUUUCUGUGAAGGGCGAGUUCGAGGACAGACAAUAAGGAUACGGACCAUGAAGAUGCGCCAACAAGCUUCCUUUCUACCAGCUACUUUAACUAUGACUGUGGACAGGGGAGAUAAUGUGAACAUAUCUUUCAAAAAGGUAUUGAUUAAAGAAGAAGAUGCAGUGAUUUACAAAAAUGGUUCCUUCAUCCACUCGGUGCCCCGGCACGAAGUCCCUGACAUUUUGGAAGUGCAUCUGCCUCACGCUCAGCCCCAGGAUGCUGGCGUGUACUCGGCCAGGUACAUAGGAGGAAACCUCUUCACCUCAGCCUUCACCAGGCUGAUAGUCCGGAGAUGUGAAGCUCAGAAGUGGGGACCUGAAUGUAACCGCAUCUGCACUGCUUGUAUGAACAAUGGGAUCUGCCAUGAAGAUACUGGGGAAUGCAUUUGCCCUCCUGGGUUUAUGGGGAGAACAUGUGAGAAGGCGUGUGAACCGCACACAUUUGGCAGAACUUGUAAAGAAAGGUGUAGUGAGCCGGAGGGAUGCAAGUCCUUCGUGUUCUGUCUCCCAGACCCCUAUGGGUGUUCCUGUGCCACAGGCUGGAAGGGUCUGCAGUGCAAUGAAGCGUGCCAGCCUGGUUAUUAUGGACCAGACUGUAAGCUCAGGUGCAGUUGCACCAAUGGGGAGAAGUGCGAUCGGUUCCAAGGAUGCCUCUGCUCUCCAGGACGCCAAGGGCUCCAGUGUGAGAAAGAAGGUGUGCCAAGGAUGACUCCAAAGAUAGAGGAUUUGCCAGAUCAUAUAGAAGUGAACAGUGGUAAAUUCAACCCCAUCUGCAAAGCAUCUGGCUGGCCCCGACCUGCUAAUGAAGAAAUGACCCUGGUGAAGCCAGAUGGGACAGUGCUACGUCCAAAAGACUUUAACCACACGGGUCAUCUCUCCGUGGCUAUCUUCACCAUCAACCGGAUCCUACCCCCUGACUCAGGAGUCUGGGUCUGCAGUGUGAACACAGUGUCUGGGAUGGUGGAAAAGCCUUUCAACAUUUCUGUUAAAGUUCUUCCAAAGCCCUUGAAUGCCCCAAAGGUGAUCGACACUGGACACAACUUUGCUGUCAUCAACAUCAGCUCUGAGCCUUACUUUGGGGAUGGACCAAUCAAAUCCAAGAAGCUUCUGUACAAACCUGUUAAUCACUAUGAGGCUUGGCGGCAUAUUCAAGUGACAAAUGAGAUUGUUACCCUCAACUAUUUGGAGCCUCGGACGGAAUACGAGCUCUGCGUGCAGCUGGUCCGGCGUGGAGAGGGCGGAGAAGGCCAUCCUGGCCCUGUGAGGAGAUUCACAACAGCUUCCAUCGGUCUUCCUCCUCCAAGGGGUCUCAGUCUCCUACCAAAAAGUCAGACCACUCUAAAUUUGACCUGGCAACCAAUAUUCCCAAGCUCAGAAGAUGACUUUUAUGUUGAAGUCGAGAGGAGAUCUGUGCAAAUGAAUAGUGAUCAGCAGAAUAUUAAAGUGCCAGGCAACUUGACUUCAGUGCUGCUUAACAACUUACACCCCAGGGAGCAGUACAAAGUCCGAGCCAGAGUCAACACCAAGGCCCAGGGGGAAUGGAGCGAAGAUCUCAUCGCGUGGACCCUUAGCGACAUUGUCCCUCCUCAACCAGAAAACAUCAAGAUUUUCAACAUCACAGACUCUUCGGCUGUGAUCUCUUGGACCAUCCUGGAUGGCUAUUCUAUUUCUGCUAUUAUCAUCCGUUACAAGGUUCAGGGCAAGAAUGAAGACCAGCACAUUGACGUGAAGAUCAAGAAUGCCACCAUCACCCAGUAUCAGCUCAAGGGCCUUGAGCCCCAGACGGUUUACCAGGUGGACAUCUUUGCAGAGAACAAUAUAGGCUCAAGCAAUCCAACCUCUUCUCAUGAACUGACGACUCUUUCUGAAUCUCAAGCACCAGCAGACCUCGGAGGCAGGAAGAUGCUGCUCAUCGCCAUCCUUGGCUCAGCGGGAAUGACCUGCCUGACGGUGCUGUUGGCCUUUCUGAUCAUGCUGCAGCUGAAGAGGGCAAACGUCCAAAGGAGAAUGGCCCAAGCCUUCCAAAAUGUGAGGGAAGAACCAGCUGUGCAGUUCAACUCAGGAACUCUUGCCCUGAACAGGAAGGCCAAAAACAACCCAGAUCCUACCAUUUAUCCAGUGCUUGACUGGAAUGACAUCAAAUUUCAAGAUGUGAUUGGGGAGGGUAAUUUUGGCCAGGUUCUUAAGGCUCGCAUCAAGAAGGAUGGGUUACGGAUGGACGCUGCCAUCAAGAGGAUGAAAGAAUACGCUUCCAAAGAUGACCACAGGGACUUUGCUGGGGAACUGGAGGUUCUUUGUAAACUUGGACACCACCCAAACAUCAUCAAUCUCUUGGGAGCGUGUGAACAUCGUGGCUACCUGUACCUGGCCAUUGAGUACGCCCCCCACGGCAACCUCCUGGACUUCCUGCGAAAGAGCCGAGUGCUGGAGACGGACCCCGCGUUUGCCAUCGCCAACAGCACUGCCUCCACGCUCUCCUCCCAGCAGCUCCUCCAUUUCGCAGCAGAUGUGGCCCGGGGUAUGGACUACCUGAGCCAAAAACAGUUUAUUCACAGGGACCUAGCUGCCAGGAACAUUUUAGUUGGUGAAAACUACGUAGCCAAGAUAGCCGAUUUUGGAUUAUCCCGAGGUCAAGAAGUGUAUGUGAAAAAGACGAUGGGAAGACUCCCUGUGCGCUGGAUGGCGAUCGAGUCACUAAAUUACAGCGUGUAUACGACCAACAGUGACGUAUGGUCCUAUGGCGUGUUACUAUGGGAGAUUGUGAGCUUAGGCGGCACCCCUUACUGUGGGAUGACGUGUGCAGAACUCUACGAGAAGCUGCCCCAGGGCUACAGACUGGAGAAGCCGCUAAACUGUGACGAUGAGGUGUAUGAUCUCAUGAGACAGUGCUGGCGGGAGAAGCCUUAUGAAAGGCCCUCAUUUGCCCAGAUCCUGGUGUCCUUAAACAGAAUGUUAGAAGAACGAAAGACCUACGUGAACACCACACUUUACGAGAAGUUCACCUACGCGGGAAUCGACUGUUCUGCAGAAGAAGCAGCCUAGGACUGACCACUUUCAUCUGUAUAUUCUGUUUCCCCUUCACCGGUGUGAGAGACCCUUCAUGCCUUGAUGCUCAGCGAGCAAGCCUCUGCCAAGAGAGGUGACAGAAAAUGGACAUGUAUAUAGAUUGUUGCUUGCCUGGGACUUUGACUGUAAGACCCGUGUGUGAGUCUGUAGCACCUUCUGACUAGGACUGUAUAUACUAUUUUGAGUAAGAAUGUGCUGGAAUCAGAAUGCCUGUUUGUGGUUUCAUAUACAAUAAUAUAUUUUUCUAAAAACAUGGACUUUAUGGGAAGGUGUGAGAGUACAAUUAGUGUAGUGCAUAACUCAUUAUUGUCCUAGGGUUUUUUUAUAUUUACCUAUAUAUUGGAUGCUCUAAGAUGUUUCACUGUGUAGAAGAAAAUACUAUUAGUAAACCUGUCAGCACAGGUGAGAAAAAGGAGGGGAAAGGUAUGAGUUCUAACAGGACAUGGAUUGAGGUCUCUUAAAUGUUAACCUAAGUGAUGUAAAGAUGUUUUUCUAUCUCUAAACAUUCCCCCUCACCUGUAGAAGCCAUCCUGAUUCCUUUGUUAAUUUGACAACUUUUUCAUGUGUUUCCAGAGCCAACAAAUCAGUCCUAAACGUAGACACUGAAAAACUGACUUAAAUCUCAUUCCUUAGAAGCCUAAGAACGUUAAGAAGUGUUAGUGUGAUAAGCUAAUAGGUUUUAGUUUCUCGGAUAACAUCGAUGUGUUUGUUAAGAAAUUAAAACAGGAAGCUUGUAGUUAUAUUUGGGAGACAUGUGACAUGUAUCAUAGCAGAUUAACAUCCCUACCUGUCUUGCACGUUGUAAAAAGUUCUAGUUUUGAUCAGGUGUGAGUUUACCAUUUAUAUUGUAGGCACAUGCUAUACUGAGAUCAUAUAGUAAGUGAAUAAAUGCCUUGCCUACCCA